Phytophthora infestans T30-4 is the source of this 1671-nucleotide messenger RNA. Its product is annotated as phosphoglycerate mutase, putative. Gene Ontology annotation, biological process: fructose 2,6-bisphosphate metabolic process; fructose metabolic process. The record is from RefSeq and is a predicted model, not a curated record. Bases 76 to 1671 code for a protein of 531 amino acids. Gene Ontology annotation, cellular component: cytosol. NCBI's taxonomy places the organism in Eukaryota, Oomycota, Peronosporomycetes, Peronosporales, Peronosporaceae. The transcript is spliced from 3 exons. Gene Ontology annotation, molecular function: 6-phosphofructo-2-kinase activity; ATP binding.
GCUGAGGUUGCACACGACGAGCAGCGACACAGCUCAAUCGUCCCGAAUCAUAUAACAGUAACAGUCCGCCCACGUAUGAAGCUCAAUCUACCGAGUCUACCGAGUCCGGGAGGCGCUGGCUGGUCCGUGGCGCUGGCGCUUGCACUCGCCCUCCAAGUGGUGAUUUAUCGCGAGACGCUGCAAGAUUUCAUGCAUGACGGCCGCAAGCGCCUACUGGUGUACAAGACCAUGCAUCGCCGCUUUGCCAAUCAGCGGCUUAAGCGUCUCAACAGCCUUGGUGACGACCGCAAGUCCCAGUGGAUGUGGAAGAAGUCGCCACAGAGUGACGUCGUAUCCGUGGACAGCGACAGCAGCGAAGAGAGCGCCGACGGGACCGGCAGCACUGACGGCCUCUUCUCUUCACAGAAGAAGCUCGUGCUCGUAAUGGUAGGUCUACCUGCACGUGGCAAGAGCUUUGUGGUGCACAAGACACUGCGCUACAUCGAGUGGCUGGGCUUCCCCACGCGCAUGUUUAAUGUCGGCAAUCUGCGUCGCAAACUGGGCAAAGCUGGCGAGGACGCCAAGUUCUUCAGCGCCGAUAACUCAGACGCCACGCGUCUGCGCGAGGAAAUGGCUAUGGACGCACUGGACGACCUGCUCGAGUGGCUUGAGACCCAGGGACACGUCGCUGUUUUCGACGCGACCAACACGACGAAGCUACGAAGACAGCAUAUUCUCGAGAAGGUAAGCUCACACCGCAACGUCCGCGUCAUGUUCGUCGAGAGUAUUUGCGACAACGAAGAGCUACUCGAAGCCAACUACCGUCGUAAGCUCUCGAACGCCGAUUAUAAGGACAAGGAUCCCGAGGUGGCGCUGGCAGACUUUAGACAGCGCGUGCACGAGUAUCAGAAGGUCUAUGAGACUGUGGAAGACACGGAGGAUGGCGGUAAAUCCUGCUAUGUGAAGGUCUACAAUGCCGGUGAGAAGAUUCAGGCACGGUACUGUCAGGGCUUCCUACAGAGUCACAUCGUGUCGCUCCUGCAGAACAUUCACCUCUGUCCGCACCGGAUCUGGUUGGUGCGCGCGGGUCCGAGCAUUACAAGCAGCAAGGGCAUCUUAGGUCUGGACACAGAGCUGGCGCCUGAGGGCCACCGAGUGGCGCGUGCCAUUGCACGCUUUGUCGAAAAUUUGCAGCUCGAACGCCCCAUGGAAGUGUGGACGAGUCCCAUGAAGCGUGCGAGAGAAACGGCAAACUACGUGCCCACCUGCGACUUGAAGCGCUACGUGACCACGACGUUGCUCAACGAGCUCGGCGGCGGUGACUUCGAGGGCCUCACGUACGAUGAAAUCGAGCGUUUCUAUCCAAAACAUUAUGCAGCGCGACUGCAGGACAAGCUUCGCUAUCGUUAUCCCGGCGUGGGAGGUGAGAGCUACGUGGAUGUGAUCUCGCGUCUGCGUUCGCUCAUUGUGGAGUUUGAACGCAAGAAGCGCGACGUGCUGGUGAUCUGCAGUGAAUCUAUUCUGCGCUGCCUCAUGGGCUACUUUGCCGGUUGUGAGGCCGCCAAGGUGCCGCACCUGCAGUCUUACGAGGACACCGUCAUUGAGCUGAGCCCCCACCGGGACGGCUGCGACAUCAAGCUCAUUCCGCUCGAGUUUGAGGAUUCCGUGGAGGAUGUCGCCUCUGUGCAAUGA